Molecule: messenger RNA, 2903 nt
Organism: Oenanthe melanoleuca
Lineage: Eukaryota; Metazoa; Chordata; Aves; Passeriformes; Muscicapidae
Gene: FOXE3
Product: forkhead box E3
Exons: 1
Coding region: 806-1966 (386 amino acids)
Biological process (GO): anatomical structure morphogenesis; cell differentiation; regulation of transcription by RNA polymerase II
Molecular function (GO): RNA polymerase II cis-regulatory region sequence-specific DNA binding; DNA-binding transcription factor activity, RNA polymerase II-specific
Source: RefSeq, a predicted model, not a curated record
UUACCCGUCCAUCCCCAAAGUGCUGUCCCUGUUCCACAUCCUUUGCCCACACUCCGGGCAGCCAUGAGCUCUGCGGACCAUUUACCUUUUUCCUGGGAAAAAGAAAAAAAAGACAUUUUCCCAGGAUUUCCUUACCUAGGCGGUCUCACCAAGCUGCAAAGUGACUGAACCGAGGGUCUUGGUACCGGAGAGAGCCCCUGGCACUUGCCGGCACUGCGUUGGGGCCACCUCUGAGCGCUUUUCACGGGGGAAGAAGACAACGAAAUCCAAGCGCAGAAGGGGUGGCGGAGGGAGGUUACCUGCUCUACUGCUGCGGGGUGGCAGCGGCACCAAGCUCGCCCCGGGCUGGCCGUCGGGACUCGUUUCGUUUGGUUUUUCUCCCGGGAGGAAGCACCAGUUGCGAGCGACGCGAAGCGCUGGCGGAGAAGGGCCGGGAGGAGAAGAGGCCGCAGCGCUGGCCCGGGACCCCCGGGGGAGGGACGGCUCGGGGGCAUGGCUACGGAAGGAACCCCAGGAGAGGCUGGGGGAUUUAGCCGUGGGAGCCGGGACCCCUCCCCGGGGGCCUCCUCCUCCCGCCGGGGGAGAGGGGCCGGGCAGGCCGGCACCGCACACCCCUCCGGGGGGGCGACCGCCCUAUAUAUUGCCAAGCGGCCCGGGACCGACCUUCCCAUCGCAGGGAGCUGCCGCCGAGCCUGCCCCCCUCCCCUUCCCCUCCCUCUCCCCUUCCCCUCCCCUCGGGGGGGCUCUUUCUCCCCCCCCCCCCCCCAUCCUCCGAGGAGGAGGAGGAGGAAGGCGAGGGCCGUAUAUGAACGCGGCCGGCUUCCCCUGCCUGCGAGGCAUGUGCACGCUGCCGGCUGCCAGCCCCGCGGCCGUGGCCAGCCCCGGCUCCCCCGGGCCGGCGCGGGGCUCUCCGCAGGCGCCGCCGGUGAAGCCGGAGCCGCGGGGCGCCGGGAGCAGCCCGGCCCCGCCGCCGCCGCCCGAGGAGCCGCCGCCGCCCGCCGGGGGCCGCCGCAGGAAGCGGCCGGUGCAGCGGGGCAAGCCCCCGUACUCCUACAUCGCCCUCAUCGCCAUGGCCAUCGCCAACGCCGCCGAGAGGAAGCUCACCUUGGGCGGCAUCUACAAGUUCAUCACCGAGCGGUUCCCCUUCUACCGGGAGAACCCAAAGAAGUGGCAGAACAGCAUCCGCCACAACCUCACCCUCAACGACUGCUUCGUCAAGAUCCCCCGGGAGCCCGGACAUCCCGGCAAGGGCAACUACUGGACACUGGAUCCGGCUGCCGAGGACAUGUUCGACAACGGGAGCUUCCUGCGCCGGAGGAAGCGCUUCAAGCGCACCGACAUCACCACCUACCCCGGCUACAUGCAGAACUCCAGCGCCUUCACGCCGCCGCCCGCCGGCCGCCCCGCGGCGCCCGCAGCGCCCUACCCCAACGCGCUGUGCUCGCCCGGCUACGGCCCGCAGCUCUCCGGCAGCGUCUUCCACCCGUACGCGGCCGGGGCAGCGCCGCCGGCGCAGCACCCCAGGAUGUUCAGCAUCGACAGCCUCAUCAGCGGGCAGCAGGCCCUGCAGCCCUCGCCGCCCUCCGAGCUGGGCCACCCAUCGCUGGGCUUGCCCGCGGCCGAGCUGGCUCCCGCCUGCUCCGCCGGCAGCUCCGAGCCUCCCUGCUUCCAGGCACAGCCCGUCAGCCCCGGCCUGCUGAGCCGGGCCGGCCCCAACUCCCUGGCGUACCCCUACGCCGCCUCGCCCCCGCACCUGCCCGUGGCUCAGGGCAGCUACUCGCCCGGCAGCCCGCAGCUCUACGGGGCUCCCAACAGACUGGCGCUGCCGGCCAUGCGGCCCCCGGCCUGUGCCGAGCACGGCGAGCAGCUGCUGGGGCUCUCCGCCUCGCCCCUCGGCCAGUUCGGCUCCAGCAACACGUACAUGCGGCAGCCCAACUUCCCCGCGGGCCUGGAGCGGUACAUGUGAUGGGGCACAGCCCGGGCUCCACCAGCGGCUCUGGACAAGCGGGCUUCUCCCUGCCCUGGGGCCAGCUGGGCUGGAGCCGGGGGUCCCCGGGCCCGGCUGUGUGCAGACACGCAGUGUGGGAGGGCUCAGCUCCUCUCUCUCAGCUUAUUCUGAAACGGAGGCAAGGUGAUCUGUUUAUCUGCUCCAUUCCUUUCCGGAAAAGGUGUUUUCUGGCUGCAUCUGCCGGGCAGGGCUUCCCACUCUUGCCCUUGUGCCCCCUGCAGCAGCGCACCCCGGGGCACCCCAGGGCGAGCAGGAGCGCACUCAGGAGGUGGAACGUGCAGGAACUCUCUCAAAUGGGCUUUCUCCUCUCUUCUCUGAGUGCCUCCCGAGUAACUGGAAUGAAAGUUAUCAAACCCCCUCCCCCAAACCACUAAACAUGUUCACUGGAUUUUAAAUGAAUAUUUAAGAUGUUUAUCAUUUCCUUUCCCUGUAGGAAAAGAAACCCCAACUUGACUACUUCUUUUUACUAUUUUUAAAAAUUACUUUUAUUGUUAGAAAGGUCUUUUUUAAAAUAAAGCUUUUUCUUCCAACAUGACCAGUGCUGCUGUUCCUCUGGCUCUGGAUGGAUCUUGGCAAGAGGAAAUUAUAGUUUUGGAACUGGUGGGAGACUGUUUCAUGCUGCUGUUGUGACACCGCCACAUCUUACAUUUUUAGUGAUGCUUCUUAAAGCUCUCUAUUUUAUUGUGAUUUUCUUAAAACCAAAUGGUAAUUCCUACAAGAAUCCCAUGCAGCUCUUACUGGACUUGAUAGUUUCCAUUUGCAUAGAGAAAAUGUGUCUUCCCUCCAAGGAAUCCAUUGCAGGUGAAAUUCUGAUUUAGCCCAUCAAAUUAGGAGAUCACAGUUUUUCUUCCUAGCAACAAAAUCAAUUAAAGUUCUAACCUGUUCACUGGCUAGG